AUGGCCUGGAAGACAACGUGGCUACUGUUCCUUUUGGUAGGGGUGGUUGCCGUAUGGACAGCCCGGCCCAGGACUGAGCUUCUCAAUGUCUGCAUGAAUGCCAAGCACCAUAAGGAAAAGCCAGGUCCCGAGGACAAGCUACAUGAGCAGUGCAGUCCCUGGAAAAAGAACGCCUGCUGCUCCGUCAACACCAGCCAAGAAGCCCAUAAGGAUAUUUCCUACCUGUACAGAUUCAACUGGGACCACUGUGGCAAGAUGAAGCCCGCCUGCAAACACCACUUCAUUCAGGACACCUGCCUCUACGAGUGCUCGCCUAACCUGGGGCCCUGGAUCCAGGAGGUGAACCAGAGCUGGCGCAAAGAACGGUUCCUGAACGUGCCCCUCUGCAAAGAGGACUGUCAGAUCUGGUGGGAAGACUGCCGCACCUCCUACACCUGCAAGACCAACUGGCACAAGGGCUGGAACUGGACCUCAGGGUAUAACCAGUGCCCAGUGAGAGCUGCCUGCCACCGCUUUGACUUCUACUUCCCCACGCCUGCUGCUCUGUGCAAUGAAAUCUGGAGUCACUCCUACAAAGUCAGCAACUAUGGCCGGGGCAGCGGCCGCUGCAUCCAGAUGUGGUUCGACCCGGCCCAGGGCAACCCCAACGAGGAGGUGGCGAGGUUCUACGCUGAGACCAUGAGUGGGGCUGGGCUCCAUGAGGCCUGGCCUCUGCGUUUCGGCCUGGUCCUAAUGUUGCUCUGGCUGCUCAACUGA
Molecule: messenger RNA, 756 nt
Organism: Globicephala melas (long-finned pilot whale)
Lineage: Eukaryota; Metazoa; Chordata; Mammalia; Artiodactyla; Delphinidae
Product: folate receptor alpha
Biological process (GO): cell adhesion; sperm-egg recognition; fusion of sperm to egg plasma membrane involved in single fertilization
Cellular component (GO): external side of plasma membrane
Molecular function (GO): signaling receptor activity
Source: RefSeq, a predicted model, not a curated record